Messenger RNA from Paralichthys olivaceus (Japanese flounder), 3074 nucleotides. It is a transcript of the gene c10h2orf69, whose product is annotated as chromosome 10 C2orf69 homolog. NCBI's taxonomy places the organism in Eukaryota, Metazoa, Chordata, Actinopteri, Pleuronectiformes, Paralichthyidae. The record is from RefSeq and is a predicted model, not a curated record. Gene Ontology annotation, cellular component: mitochondrion.
UGUGGUUGACGAACUAAGUCGAACACGGAAGUGCACAGCAGUGUAUCCUCUCUACGCUCCAGUGUCUCCGGGGCAGCACAGACAUGCGCACCGGUGCUAACAGCCUGCGGUCGUGUUCGGACAAACAGCGCCUCUGCGUGGACGGGAAACAGUCAGACCUGUCACUAUGUUACAAGAUCUACGUGCAUGUCUUCAGUCUGUCCCAGCUGGAGACAGACAGCGGGUAGGAGACCUUGUGUAACGCGACGUACUGAGGUCACAGUCCCCCCGGACCUCGCUCUGAGGUUAGCUGUCGAUAGCGUGAUGCUGCGGCGCUAGCACAGAGCAGCUAUCGUUCGUCAACACGCUAGCGUCCAGCAGCAGCAUGGAGAGGCUGCGCUGAGAAAGACAUCGUUUCCCAGUCCAUGCGUUUUUUCCUCCCCCGAGCCGCUGCGGUGGGUUUUACUCUGUCAACUGUGGCCAAAGCAAUGAGCUCUGUAGCGGCGACAUCCUCCGAGCCUCCGGGCCUGCGAGCAGCGGCCAGCCGAGAUGCGUGCCCCGGGAGCCCGCUGCAGAGGCUGCCUGCGGUGCCCGGAGCCCCCCCGAGCCGGGUGAACGACCUGCUGCUGCUGCGGCCUGACGCGCGGAGCCAGGGGGAUUCCGAGCCCGAGGAGAAGAGCAGCAGACAUGUUGUGUUUUUCCACGGAGACAUACAGAACUUCCAGGAGGAGAUGGCUGUGCAGCCUGAGGGAGCUCAGUGGCUCUCCUGGAGUCUGGAGCAGGUGGCCUUCACUCUGGGCCAACGUUUCCCAGACCAACAUGUUUGGGUGGUCAGAGCCUCACGCAUGUAUCUCCACAAGUUCAGCUGCUACCGCAACUUUGUGGAGAGCAACAUGUUCGGGGCACCGGAGUACUCCCCUGACUAUGGAGCGUUUCGCCAUCUCAGGGCUCUGCUGAGCCACGGCAUGGAGAGAGCCAACCUACCAAACCCCCUCCAGCCACAAGGAGGUGCUGAUAGCAUCCCCUCGGGGUUUUCACUGAUGCUGGUAGGCUUCAGCAAAGGCUGCGUUGUGCUGAACCAGAUGUUGUACGAGCUGGGCGGGGCCCGCACUGACCCGCAGAUGUCCCCUUUCAUUAAAUGCCUCUCUGCCAUGUACUGGCUGGACGGUGGCCACCCGGGGGGCAGUGAAACCUGGGUGACAGACAAGCGGGUGCUGAAGGAGCUCGCUGCCAGCGGGGUGUCAAUUCACGCCCACGUGAGCCCCUAUGAGGUGUGUGACCCAAUGCGGGCCUGGGUGGGCCGCGAGCAUAGACAGUUCAUCAAAACCCUGGAGGAGUUCGGGGCCUGUCCGAGUAAGAAGCUGCACUUUGAGGAUGAGCAGCCCUCCAUCGAGAACCACUUCAGGAUCAUCCAGGAGUUUUGAGUAGCUAUGAGCACUUGGAUGAGACACACACACACACACACACACACACACACACACACACACACACACACACACUUAUAGUUGUGAGGACACUCACUGAUGUAAUGCAUUCCCUAGCCCCUUACCCUUACUUAAACCUAAUUCUAACCCCAAAACCAAGCCUUAACCCUCCAACAGCCCAUUGAAAUUGGCAUACACACACACACACACACACACACGCACACGCACACGCACACACACACACACACACACACACACACAGAAACCUAAAGCUGAAUGUUCAAACAUUACUGAGCACUUUAGAUAGUUAGAAUACAGCCUUUGUCUUGUUGGCUGGUUUUACCUCAGUCCUCAGAGAUUUCAGGGCUCAGACUUAGGAGCACAUGACAGAUGCUGGUGUGUUAUGUUUCUUUUCUGCUGCUAAAUGCCCUUAAUCUGAGGUGGAAUGAUCAGGUAGCCUUCCUCCUUCUCCCUGAGAAGACCUUGGAUAAAUUGAACAUUCAGUGUCUUCCUUCAGGGGCUGCCCCUAAGCUUCAAACAGGCAUAAUGCUGGUUUAAUAUUAUUUCAUGGGAUUCAGGGGUUUUUGUGGUAAUCCAUAUAUACAAGUAAGUAAAAAAAAAAAAAAGUAAUGCAACCUUAGAAAGCUGAUGUGGACGUCCAUUACACUAAACAUAAGCCUUUACGUUUGAUUCUGCUGCAGAGCUGUGGAAUUAUAUACAUGAAUGAUACUUGAUGUUUCUGUUUUAUUCUCCUCAUGUUUAUUGAAUGUGUGUAAGAGUUUGUGUAAGAGCUCAUUACGUUCUCUACAUACCUGCACUUGUGUUGAGCUUCUUUAGACACGAGAAUGUCUGGAGGUCUAAGCUUUGCUGCCGUGUUCGCCCUCAGACCUCAUUAGUUUGUUCUAAAGUGAUUCUAGAUUGUCUUAACCUGUGGCUGAUGAUUUAAGCCAAGUACACAGUCAGAACGUUCAAAAUGGUUGUGUUAUUCCCUCAGUGUGAAGAAUGCCAGAGCUUUUCUGUUUGAAUGUUUCUUAAUAUUGACAAAUGUGAAUUUGCUCCAUUUAGUUUUGAUUAGAUUGUUUUCCUUAUAACACAUACAACAUACCAAAUUACCUUAAUAAAGGUUAGAAUAAGACAAACCGAUGUUUACAAUGUAAUCAUUUGUCAAAAUGUGUUCACAGGAUAAUGUUUGUGUAGUUUGGUUAUGUAGUAAUAUGACCAUGGUCAUAGUCAUUGUUUAUAUAGAAGUGUACACUGCUGUAUGUAAAAUGACACAUACUUGCUAGUUGUCGGAGAUGUGAUGAAACUGCUGCUUAUGUCAGUGUGGCAGCAUGUGUAUUAACUUGUAUGUCGUGUUCCAUUCUGUAUGAAUCUGUGAGCUAACGUAGCAUCUAUGCACUGUGCUGACGUCUGCGGCUCAUUUCGCUGCCUGUAACUUCAGAGCAUUCCAUUGGGUUUACUCUCUGUGUGUUAGCGUUGGGCUGUUUACCUACUGCACAGCCAACUGAACACACUGUGCUUCUAACCAUCUGCUUGCCGAGUGGUGCCCCUUCGACACCACGCCACUCUGUCCCGUCCCGUUAACGGUUAACCAGUGACAGAGAGCAUGGAUCACGCCUCCUGAAUCAGCAGGUGGCAGCAGUGUGGAGAAAUAAAGAACUGAAAAAGAAA